Messenger RNA from Phymastichus coffea, 1518 nucleotides. RefSeq names its product neuronal calcium sensor 1-like. Gene Ontology annotation, molecular function: calcium ion binding. The record is from RefSeq and is a predicted model, not a curated record. The coding region runs from base 251 to 1108 and encodes 285 amino acids. The transcript is spliced from 8 exons. NCBI's taxonomy places the organism in Eukaryota, Metazoa, Arthropoda, Insecta, Hymenoptera, Eulophidae.
CUUGCGCGCAGCCUCGCAUCAUCGAACCCUCGACGUGCCCGCGCUGCCUCUCGCCUCCUCUGCUACGCGACGGUUCCCAGUACACGCGCCGCGUAUCUCAUUAUUCAUCGUUUUUUUUCGCCCUUCGCUGCGAUGUUUCGCAAAAUAAUUCAUUGUCGAUAAACAUUCCGUGGAAUACGCUGGUGCUGUCUACUCGCUGUUGAGCUUUGACGGUCCUGCUGAUCGCUGAGAGUAUAAAGAAAAGCUGGAGAUGUCAGAUUUUGACGAAUCAAUGAAUGAUGACGCGAACCACGAUCGGCUGCACGUUGACUUGAGUUUGGGAUGCAAAGUAAGGCGAAGCAUAACAAAGGUGAAAAGGAGCUUACAGCGGAUGACGGAGGAUUCCACCGACGAGGACGAGGAUGACAUCAUGGCUCGACGAUUACUGCAGAUACCACGCGAGAACCUGGCCUCUCUCAGUUGCCGCACGGGAUUCAGCAGCGACGAGGUUCGCCGACUCUACCGUGCUUUCAAGCAGCAGGCUGAGAAAAAAAUCAUCGAGCGUCGGCAAGCUAAAAAUACAGCAGGCAAAGGAAAUAAGCCGUUUCUGAGAAAGUUAGCCGGAAAGAGAAGAUAUGAGGACGUAAGCAAGAUUUAUUCGGCUGAUCCUCAGUGCCCAAAUGGAGUAGCUACGACCAAGGACCUAACGCCCGCCUACGCGAAACUCUUUCCGCUAGGAGACUCUCGCAAGUACGCGGAAAUAGUUUUCAACAGCUUCGAUGAGGACAAAGAUGGCCUAGUCAGUUUUGGCGAUUUGCUCACAGGCUUGGCCUCAAUCGUAAAGGGAGACGCCGAUCAAAAACUUUCUUGGAUUUUUCGAUUAUACGACCUGAACGGAGAUGGCUGCAUCACGAGACACGAGAUGAUGACAGGUGUCUCAGCGAUUUACGAGAUGGUCAGAAGCGCUCAGGUGAUCGAUUGUGCGGUCGAGAGGCAUGUCAACAGGCUCUUUGAGAAGAUGGACCUCAAUCGAGAUGGUGUUAUAUCACGUGACGAAUUUCUCGAUACUUGUAAAAAUGACGCGGUUAUUUUUAACCAAUUGAAGAUGUUCAACGAUUUGCAGUAUUAAUGGGCGUAAACAAUUUUUAGAAUACAAUGUUACCUCGAUGUGUAGAAUUUCAUGUGAUUGGGUUUUUGUAUAAGGGAGUAAUUAAUUCUACUAAUAUAAUAAAAAUGCAAUGUAUUUAUAUGUAUGAAAUAAUGUGAAAUUGAGUAAAUUACUUGGGUUGUUAGCGGUAAACCUAUGGGUGUAUGUAACGUCCAGACAUCCCUUUAAAACAAAAAUGCGUCAUCUAUAUAUUUUAUAAUGUCUCCAUUUAUUGUAAUUCAAUUAUUUUUAAAUCACUGAAAAGCUGAUGGUAUCAAUUUCAUACAUUUUUAUUAUAUGUUAAGAAAAUUUAUAAGUAGACUAGAAUUUUUAGUAUUCACAUUUCAUGUCAUUCCUAAAAUUUAAAUUAUCAUAAUAAGCCGAAUUUAUUA